Molecule: messenger RNA, 955 nt
Organism: Dermochelys coriacea (leatherback sea turtle)
Lineage: Eukaryota; Metazoa; Chordata; Testudines; Dermochelyidae
Product: protein shisa-1-like
Exons: 2
Coding region: 1-762 (253 amino acids)
Source: RefSeq, a predicted model, not a curated record
AUGGAGAGGGGGCCAUUGUGUGUCCUGGGGCUGCUGCUGACUCUGGGAGGCACCUCUGGGCUGGAUGGAGAGUACUGCCAUGGCUGGGCGGAUAGCUCACAGCUCUGGCACAGGGGCUUUCGGUGCCCGGAGCACUAUGACAGCCCAGAGGCCACUCUGUGCUGCGGCAACUGCAAACUGCGCUACUGCUGCUCAACCAGAGAGGCCCGGCUGGACCAAGGCUUGUGUCCUAGUGACCAUCACCAGAUGAGCCCCAAGCCUCCAUCAGUGCCCAUGUACUUACCUUUCCUCCUUGUUGGGUCCAUAUUUGUGGCUUUCGUUGUCAUUGGGGCCUUCAUUGGUACUUGCUGCUGUAGAUGCCUGAAAUACCAGGAUGAAGAGCAGCAACAUGGGCCUGCACCAAUCCAGAGUCGGCUGCUGGAAGCUGCUGCUCCUCCUUGGUUCUCCAGUUCCAACUCCAGUUCAGCCACCAGAUGCUCCUUGGGUAGUCUUCCUCAGACCAAUAACAUCUGCCUGAGCGUGGCUCCACCUUUUCCCAUCAUAGGGUCCUCUCAAGGAGCCCAGUUCUUGCCUCCUACAUCAACCAAUGGACCCCUUUUGCAGCCUGCAUGUACUAAUUACGGAAUACCAACUGAUCAUACUAUCAUAACAACUCCAGCAUCUUUCCUUAAUAGAGCAGUCUAUGGACAAACUUCUUACUAUAAUUUUCCUGUAAGUGCCAUGCAUGGUGACCAAACAAUGUACUCAGGUGUUCAUGUCUAAGAUGACUUGUAAUUGCAGAACUCCAUAUUGUAAAAAUGUAGGGUGCUUUUUGACAAAGUUAACAAACAGGAAGUAAUACAAACUUCUGAAAUCAUUAGCAUGUGUGAAAUGAGAAUCCUGUCUUUAUAUCUAUUGGGAAAAAUAGGUCUCGUUUUAAUUGUUUAACCAGUUAAUUUAGUACGUACUGUACUAC